AAAUUUCGUAAGAGUUAGCUGAAAAUUUAUAAAAUCACCAUAAUAGCACAAUCCGAAGUCCCAAGAAGAAGGUUCCAGUGAGGCUCCAUCAACCUGGGCCAAGAUCAAAGCUGAAAUUUGCCAUUACUCAUCAUGGAAAGAUUAAUGAAAGAGUAUGCUGCUUUUGAAGAGAAAGUGAAGCGUACUAUAUUCAUCGACAGUCUUUCACCUGUGGCUACUGAAGCUGUAGUUAAAGCUUCGUUAGAUCAAUUUGGUAAUGUCAUUCAGGUCAAGUUUAUCCCGAACUACAUAGAACCAAAGAACAUUGGACAAUGUGCAUUGGUUGAGCUGGAAAAUGCAGACCAGGCGAAAACUAUAAUCUCCCAGAUAAGUAGUUCCUCAUUUAUGAUCUGUGGUAUGCCAAGGCCUGUCAGGGCACGUGCUGCUGAAGCAGAGAUGUUCGAUGACCGUCCUAUAAAACCUGGUAGGAAGAUAGUAUGCCGAUGGUUGGACUCCAGCGAUCCUGAUUUUGAGGUCGCCAAGAAGAUCAAGCUUAUGGUUAGCAAACAUGCAGAAGAAACCAAGUUUUGCCUCAAGCAACAACUAGAGGAGGAGGAAAAUCUUGCGAAACAACAGACAGAGAACUUGAACGCUACUUAUAAGAAGUAUGAACUCAUAGACAGUGUUGUUGGCAACAAAGUCGCUGAUCGUUUGGCAGAACGCUACAGAGUGUGCGUUGCAAAAGCUGAGUAGCAAUAAACUUGUAUGUCCAACGCUUUGCACAAGAAACUAACAUAGACUUAAAAGAUUUUGCUUCCUGGCAAUCGAUUGACAUGUUUUGCUUUUUGUGAAGAUAAUAUUCAGGCAGUAGAGAGAGCUCACUCUAUAAAAGCUUGUGGAUUGUUUGGUUGAUCUUGAAUUUAUGUUUCAAGUAAAACCUGCAAGAGAUUACUUAA
Solanum dulcamara is the source of this 935-nucleotide messenger RNA. RefSeq lists its product as uncharacterized. The transcript is spliced from 3 exons. Gene Ontology annotation, molecular function: RNA binding. Lineage: Eukaryota; Viridiplantae; Streptophyta; Magnoliopsida; Solanales; Solanaceae. The record is from RefSeq and is a predicted model, not a curated record. Bases 133 to 732 code for a protein of 199 amino acids.